AUGACUACAAGAGUGACCACCUCUCCAACAACACAUACAACUAUGGAUGAUGAAUCUUCAGCUUCAGGAGAAGAAGAGCCUUUGACUUCAACCACUACAAGACCAGCACCGAAAACGACUACAAGAGUGACAGCCUCUCCAACAACACACACAACUAUGGAUGAUGAAUCUUCAGCUUCAGGAGAAGAAGAGCCUUUAACUUCAACCACUACACGACCAACACCGACUACAACUACAAGAGUGACAUCCUCUCCAACAACACAGAUAAUUGCGGAUGAUGACUUUUCAGGCUCAGGAGAAGAGCCUUUUUCUUCAGCCACUACAAGACCAACACCAACUACGACUACUACAGCGAUCACAUCUCCAACAACACGGAUAAUUGUGGAUGACGACUUUUCAGGAUCAGGAGAAGAUCCUUUUACGAGACCAACACCAACUACGACUACAAGAGUGACCACCUCUCCAACAACACACAUAACUAAGCGUGACGAUGUUACAGAUUCAGGGAUAGAAGAGCCCUACAUCCCAGUUACUACAAGGUCCACAGCUAAAGUAAGGAGUGGUUCUGAAACUACAUACGUUGGAACUAAGCGUGACGAUGUUACAGAUUCAGGGAUAGAAGAGCCCUACAUCCCAGUUACUACAAGGUCCACAGCUAAACUGACAACGACUACAAGAGGGACCUCCUCUCCAACAACACACACAAUUGAGGACAAUCACUCUUCAGGGUCAGGAGAAGAAGAGCCUUUUACUUCCACCACUACAAGGCCAACAGAGACUCUGACUACAGUGGUGUCCCCUCCUCCUGAAACACUGACAACUCUGCAUGUCUUUCUACCGACCACUGGUGAAUCACUGAUCUUCCAAAACGUGACUGCUGUCCAUGUUACGAUGACCCUAAGAGGACUGAAACUGCAGACAACCAAAGGAACUUCUACAACCACAAUUCCGGCUAACACUACAACCACAGCUACCCCCACUCCCUCUACAACCACGUAA
Molecule: messenger RNA, 999 nt
Organism: Lepisosteus oculatus (spotted gar)
Lineage: Eukaryota; Metazoa; Chordata; Actinopteri; Semionotiformes; Lepisosteidae
Source: RefSeq, a predicted model, not a curated record